This is a messenger RNA of Magallana angulata, 2017 nucleotides long. RefSeq names its product nocturnin-like. Bases 237 to 1202 code for a protein of 321 amino acids. Gene Ontology annotation, molecular function: 3'-5'-RNA exonuclease activity. The record is from RefSeq and is a predicted model, not a curated record. The transcript is spliced from 3 exons. NCBI's taxonomy places the organism in Eukaryota, Metazoa, Mollusca, Bivalvia, Ostreida, Ostreidae.
UCAAACCGGUGGUUGUUGAUAUAUUUACCUGAGUAUCAAAUUUAAGUGUGUGCGUGCUAAGAAAUAAAUAUCAGAAUUGAAUAAACAUUGUGUCAUAGUUGCCAGAUUCAGCACGCCAAUUUACAGAUGAACUUUAGAUCAAUACGGAAUACUUUUACGUCGAUUUUUGUCUUUUAUUACUGCUUUACUAACAUCCGACUGAAAAAUAACAGUUGAUGUGUCACCAGUAAGGAACAAUGUCUACAGGAGCGGCUCUAACUGAACUGCAGAAGGACAUACAGAAGAAGAAACUGCCCAGUCUCUUGGACCGGAAGUUUGAAAAAGUUGCAGGGUGUGACAAUGAAGAGGGGGACUUCUCUGUCAUGCAAUGGAAUGUUUUGGCUCAAGCACUGAGUGGAGGAGAUGAUAAUUUUGUUCUGUGUCCACGUGAGGCCCUCUCGUGGGAAAAUCGCCAGCUACGCAUACUGGAAGAAAUCUAUCGCACCAGUCCUAGCAUUCUGUGCAUGCAAGAGGUAGACUGCUUCUCCUUUCUGAAAAAUAAGUUAAGCUCACUGGGCUAUGAAGGAGAGUGGGUGCAGAAACCAUCCUCUCCUUGUAUGGAAAUGGAGAAUAAUAUGGGGCCUGAUGGCUGUGCUCUAUUUUAUCGAAAAGAUAAAUUCCAACUGCUACAAGCUAAACAUGUCAACCUUAAAAAAAAUGGGAGAGAAACAAAUCAGUCUGGCCUUGUUUGUAAACUCAAGUUCCAGGAUAACGACCACCUGAUAUAUGUGGCAGUAAUUCAUUUAAAGGCAAAGUCUGGUUACGAAGAGCUGAGGCAUCAACAGGGGAAAUACCUGCUAGAAUAUCUGGCGAAGGAAUCUGGUCCAGAACCCAUUAUAGUGUGCGGUGACUUCAACGCUAGCACAAAAGAACCCGUGUAUAAGGACUUCAGUGACAGUGAGCUGGGAUUGAAAAGCGUGUACAAGGAGAGUUCAGCCGAUCAGAAGGAACCCAAGUACACCACAUGGAAAAUCAGGGCAGGGCCGGAUGGAGGAAAUACGGAGAGCUGCAAGACAAUAGAUUACAUAUGGAUCCGAGGAAACUUGAAGCUGACGUCGGUCCUCAGUAUACCUAAGGAUGAAGCCAUCGGUCCGAAUCGACUGCCAAGCUACCAGUACCCAUCUGACCAUUUUGCACUGGCUUGCAAAUUGCUGUUCACUUAGUUAUUAUAUUAUGGUAUAUUCUAAUUUAUUAAGAAGUACUAGUAGAAAAAAAUCUAUGGUAUAUUACUUACACCAGUAUUACAUAGUUUUCUAUUUAAAUAUUUUGAUAUUAUUUUACAGUUCAUCAUAGUAAAAGUAGAUUUUAUACUGCAAUGCUGUUUUCUCUUUGACCCACCCUUCAUAGUUCAUAAUUCUUGCAAUUAUCGUAGAUACAUAUCAACUCUUAAUUUACAUAAUGUUAAUAACUGGUAUAAUCCCCUCUUCCCACCCAUUGUUUUACAUACAUCAUUAGAAAAUAGUAUUUAUUUAACAUUUAUUUUAGUGCAUUUAUUCAUGGCUAAACAAUUGUGGUAGUGAGUAAUGGUUUUAACUCAAUUCAACAUUUCUCUUAUUUAUGAAUCUCAAAGCAUGUACUUGUAUAUAUGCUGCAAACACAAGACAACUAAAAUCUCAGGCUAUGAGUCUUGAACUUUUUUAAAAUUUAUUUUUUUUUGUGAGAAAAAAAAUCCUCAUCAAACACUAAGCUACUAGCUGAUUCUCUAGCUGCUAGAGAAUCAGCUGAUUAUUAAAUAUCAUUGAUUUAUGGCAUUAAACAUGUCUGCUUAUUUAUGUCAAGUUUUUAUAAAUGUGUUGCAUUGUAUUGACCAGUAAUAUUGCCCUCUUCUCAAGUGACUAAUUUCAAUCUCUUUGUUAACAACUAAUUGAAUUAGUUUUGGAAAAUUUUGUUUUAAUUAAUCUAGAAACAAAACCAAUGAUGUUUUCAUUGCACUUGCUACUCUCAUUCUUAUGGAAAUAAACAAUAUUCUUCUAACUGA